This is a messenger RNA of Manihot esculenta (cassava), 604 nucleotides long. RefSeq lists its product as uncharacterized. The record is from RefSeq and is a predicted model, not a curated record. Lineage: Eukaryota; Viridiplantae; Streptophyta; Magnoliopsida; Malpighiales; Euphorbiaceae. The transcript has a single exon. Bases 209 to 403 code for a protein of 64 amino acids.
AGACAACGAAUGGCAAAUGGUAAUUAUCAGAAAAUCCAAAUCCAAAUAUGACCUUCAAGUGAAUAAAAACUCAAGGAACGGCGCCUGCAGAAGCACAGGAGGAACAACCAAAAAACCAGAGCAACACAAAAGAAAGAAGAGACAAAUGCGAGAUUGGUAGAGAAAAUCCAAAUCUCUCGUUUCUAUUUUGAUCAACAGAGAUUCAUCGAUGGCAAAUCAGCUGGAGAAUCUGGUGGAGUCAAUAAAAUCGAAGGUGAGAGCACUGAAGAAAUCGAAGAAACCAUAUGUGAAAAUGGACAAGAGCUCGAGUGUGAAGGUCGAGAUCCGGAGCAGAAAAGCACGAAAGCUUAUUGACAAGACGCUUAAAGUAGCUGAUCGUCCUGGCAAGCGAAGCAUUUCUUAAUGUGAUUUCCUUGUUCUUCUUUAAAUUUCUAUCUUCUUUAAUACAUCUGUAUAUAAAAAUCUGGAUUAUUCAGAAUUUUCUUCCUUCCUUGUUCUCUCAGUGCCUACCGAUCCUGUGUUUUUACUUUCCUUUCUUGGAAAGCCUUGAAAGGUAUGCGUGAACCGUUUCGGGUUUGGCUUAACAACUCUUUUUUUUUUUUUU